UUGCGCUACAUUGCCCGCAAGCACGACCUGUGUGGGGAGACAGAAGAGGAGAAGAUCCGUGUGGACAUUUUGGAGAACCAGGUUUGGGACACCCGUCUACAGCUUGGCAUGAUGUGCUACAACCCUGACUUUGAGAAACUGAAGCCAGAGUUCUUGGAGGGCCUCCCUGAGAAGAUGAAACUGUACUCACAGUUCCUGGGGAAGAGGCCAUGGUUUGCAGGGGACAAGAUCACCUUUGUGGAUUUCAUUGCUUAUGACGUCCUUGACCAGCACCGUAUAUUUGAGCCCAAGUGCCUGGAUGCGUUCCCAAACCUGAAG
This is a messenger RNA of Castor canadensis (American beaver), 318 nucleotides long. The record is from RefSeq and is a predicted model, not a curated record. Lineage: Eukaryota; Metazoa; Chordata; Mammalia; Rodentia; Castoridae.